ACUCCUCCUGCAGAGGGACAGGCCCGACUUACGCAACUCUGGCACACGGCCGCCGAUCACUGAUCAAGGAACGUCGGAACCUCGAUGUCCCAUCCCGCCGGGCUGGAGGAAGACACGAGGAUGGAGGAGGAGGACUCCAGCGAGGACAGAUGGCACCAGAUGGAGGACAGAUGGCAUCAGCGACACCAGCGAGGUCAGAUGGCUCGAUCCCCGCCCGGAUGGAGGAGGACACCCAGCGAGGUCAGGUGGCACGCCAGGCGCGCCUCCUUCCGACAGGACCUCCUGCACCAGCGACGGGGCGCGCCUGGAAACCUACAAGAGCUCUACAAUGGGGAAGAGGAGAAGGAAGAGAAGGGAAAGGAGGAGGAGGAGGAGGAGGAGGAAGAGCACAUCCUGGAGGAGGAUGGGCAGCAGCCGCGCGGCAGCCGAGAGCGGCGGCGGCGAAUGCACCCAUGGAUAUAUGCACACACCGAUGACAGCCGGCCCGAGGACAGACGGGCACGUCGCGUGCGCCGGAGGAGCCGUGGCGUGCGACAGAACCCGCGAGGCAGCCGCUCUCACAGAAUGGCCCCUCUGCAGCCACUGCAGGCAGCGGGCCGGCCGAGGCCGGCGGGGCGGCGGGGGGGGGGGGGGGGCCGGCCGCACGCCAAGGCGCCUGCGGCCCU
Messenger RNA from Prorocentrum cordatum, 665 nucleotides. The record is from the annotation of a GenBank genome assembly. Lineage: Eukaryota; Dinophyceae; Prorocentrales; Prorocentraceae.